Messenger RNA from Diuraphis noxia (Russian wheat aphid), 716 nucleotides. RefSeq names its product DNA fragmentation factor subunit alpha-like. The record is from RefSeq and is a predicted model, not a curated record. Lineage: Eukaryota; Metazoa; Arthropoda; Insecta; Hemiptera; Aphididae. Gene Ontology annotation, biological process: apoptotic process; regulation of apoptotic process.
AUGCUUGCCUUGACACGUAGCAAUGUUUUUCAUAUUUUAGUUAUUGUACCUAAUGUUUGUUUAAAAUUUUUUUCAAGCUUUAAAUUUGCAGACGAUCAAAUUGAUGGCACACAGAGCUUAAACAGUUUGAUUCGACGWCUGCAAAACGAUAUAGGUCAAAUAGCAUUCUUGAGUGGUUGCGAUCUUGAACUUUUAUCUGAUAUGGAUCCAAAUAGUUUGGUUGAUAUGGCGUUUGACAGGUCAUUUCUAGAUCAAGUUAAAGAAGCUAGUGGACGGUUUCUUUAUGAAAAACGAGAAGCUCAAGAUGCAAUCAAUUUGCUCAAACUCUAUCAUGCCACGACAAUCGGUCAAAAUUCAUCUAAGAAAAGUAAAGUUUAAURCUAAAGUGAUGAAAAUAAUUCAUUUUUAAAAUCAUUUUACAACAAAAACACUUAUUAUUAAUAAGUGAAUAAUAUUUAUUAAUAUUGAAAACUUUAAUUUAUUUUAUCACCAUAAAACUACUAUGAAUUAAUUAAAUAAUUACUUAGUAACAGUGGCAUACAUAAGUGUAGGGUUCUAAUAGCUUYUGACCCUCCCCCUUGAAAUUUUUUCAUUUUACCAAAAAAUCUAAUUUACCACCAUUUCGAUACACAGUUCAUAAAUUGUUGGUAAUUUUUAAUUGAUUUUAAUUAAAUUGUUAGUUAUUAUUUGUUAUAACUAGUUAUACGAAAACUGUU